This is a messenger RNA of Tachysurus fulvidraco (yellow catfish), 2181 nucleotides long. RefSeq lists its product as uncharacterized. The record is from RefSeq and is a predicted model, not a curated record. The transcript is spliced from 4 exons. The coding region runs from base 847 to 2043 and encodes 398 amino acids. NCBI's taxonomy places the organism in Eukaryota, Metazoa, Chordata, Actinopteri, Siluriformes, Bagridae.
AAGUAAAUUUUAAAAAUCUCAUUUACAUAAGUAUUCAAUCAAGUUUCUUACUGCAAUUGGCAGGAAAUCCAUGUUACCUGCCAUCUUUCACUUUUCACAUUGAUGUUCUGUUGUUUUUCUAUGUUCAUGGUAUGUAAUGGUCUCUUUGGUCAAUGAUAAUUCAUUUUUAUUUUCUGAAGUAUAGUCAGAGAUCAAUGCUAAUGGACCAAUGGGUGCUAUUCAAUCCCAUGUCCUAUAGCAGGUCCUCCUGUGUCAUGUCUACAUUAUAAGAGGACACUACAUGUAUCUCCACAAGGUUUUGUCAUGUAAAAUAAAAUGGCCAUUUUCAAAUAGUAGAUUUCCUUUGGCAGCCAGCAGAGGGCGGAAGCAGUGCUCAGUGAGAGCACCUUGCCCGGAAUACACCAGGCUGAUUAAUCUGGAUUGCCUGCCCCUGACAAGCAGGAUAGUUAAGUCCAGCCCAAGACUAGUACAUUUGUAGAGGUAUAAUCGAGACUUUCGUUGCUUUUGGUACAAUAAAGUAUGGAAAUUAAAAGAACUGAAAAAACAGCAAGAAGUAAUUUAUAUGUGAAAAUUAAGGUGUGAUGAAGAAAGUGGCAGAUUCUAAGUCAAGCAAAUAAAACAGGAUUGAGAAGAUAGGAAAACCCUUAAGAUUAAAAUAUGCCUGAAGAGGUCUGUUAUAACCUGUACAACAAUCAUAUUUCUACUGAUGUUCACUGGGUAUAAUUUUUUUGCCACUCAUACUUUCUCUGAUACUGAAAUAGAUCAAAUGUGCAAGUGAGUUAGUCAUUAAAAUCUUAGGUGUACAAUAAAAUCUGUACCUUGAUAUCUUGGUAGUUUUUAGUGAAGAUGUGGACGAGUUUCUCCGUCAGCUCUGUCUACAAAAAUGCAGUACAGGUAAGAAAACUCAACAAUCACAGAGAAAUUUAUAGCCUGUGGAAUCUCCUCCCCGUUUGGAGCUUCAGGCCCCAUGAGGUGAUGCAGCAGUUUAAAAGGAGGCUUAUCUUUAAACUGAGCUGGAAGAAGAUACAACAGCUUACUACUGUACAGACGAUGAACAUGGCUCAGAACUAUUCAUCAGAAGUUGUGCUGAAGAACACAGCUGAAGCUGUUCUCGUACCACUGAAAGGUGGGGUCUCCUCCCUGAAUGAAGUCUAUAAGGCUCUUAUUGAGGCAGAUGUGGAUCCUGUAACUGGGAAAUGCUCCAACUACAACUACAUCAGACAGCAGAUAGAACAGGCUCAUCAGCUCCUGAAGCAGUCAGAACAGGAAGCCAGUUCAGGGUUAAAGAGUCUGGAUGAAAACUUAGAGAGACUGAUACAAGAAGAAUGGAAACUCGAGAAGGAGAUGAAGGACACAAAACUAACCUUAGACAACUUUAGAGAAAAGAAGGAAUCAAAUGAAAAAUUGCUCAGAGAAUCUCAAGGAGCUGUGGAGCAGACCAGGAGAAAUCUGAAUUCAGCAAUAAACACACUUCAGGCUCAGCAGAAAAGGAAACAUGAUGCUGAAAUUGUCACAGGUGUUGGGGCAGGACUGUUAGUUAUACCAAUCAUUGGAUGGAUUGUAGGUCCUGCCAUGAUGAUUGGUGGUGGAGUUGAACUGGAUCAAGCAAACAAAGCUGUCCAAGUGGCUCAAGAGGAGGUGAGAAAGUCUGAGAAUGAAGUGAGAAACUAUGAACUUAAAGUAUCUCACUAUGUGUCUAGGAUUUCCCAGACCGAACGUGACAUCAGUCAGAAAAAUGUCCAGCUAAAUCAGAUACGUGAAGGAAUCGAGAAGGUGAAGAAGCAGAGUCAGUCUGUAGCUGAGUUCCAGGGGAAAGUGAGAGAAGCUGUUCAUCUUCUGGGUGUCCUCAGAGGGAGGGUCAGUGUGGCUGAACAUCAGACUCGCAGAUUCAUCCUCCAGGAGCCUGUGAUGAAGGUGAUGGAGGAUGUGAUGAAGGCCAUAGAGCAGAUCACAGGGAAUGAGCUAAUCUAUAACAAUGACCUGCCAAGUCUCAUCAAUCAGAUGAAGGAGAAAAACCAACGUCUGGCAGCCAUCUGUGCCUAAGAGAACAAACCAGUCCUAACAGGAUUUGUUGAUUUCAUGUAUUAUUGAUAAUAGAAAAAUAUCAAAGGCUUUAACGUUCAUCUCUGUUCUGUACCGUGUUCCAUUGUACACAAUUAAAACUUCUUUUAAAAUCCCAAA